Messenger RNA from Fukomys damarensis (Damara mole-rat), 1929 nucleotides. RefSeq names its product GDP-mannose 4,6-dehydratase (gene Gmds). The record is from RefSeq and is a predicted model, not a curated record. The transcript has 14 exons. Gene Ontology annotation, biological process: GDP-mannose metabolic process. Gene Ontology annotation, molecular function: GDP-mannose 4,6-dehydratase activity. NCBI's taxonomy places the organism in Eukaryota, Metazoa, Chordata, Mammalia, Rodentia, Bathyergidae. Bases 1 to 1731 code for a protein of 576 amino acids.
AUGCGUUUUCAGUGGGCCUUUGAGAGUGGUGACAAAUGCAGGAUGAUCUUUGCCUGGGUAGACUGUCCUGGGUGCUGCAGGACCUCUGGCUUUUCUGAUCUCUGCCUCCUCAAUGCCUGCAGCACUGGUUGUGACAACCAGAAAGCCCUCGCACAUUCCCUGAGGCCUGCAGGCUCUGGGGAGCAGGGCUUUGUGAGCAGGUUGUGGGUGUCAGUCUCCCUGGGAGUCUCGACUAUCAGCGAGUCGUGGUGGGGAUGUCCAGCUCUGCCCGUGUGGGAGGGUGGCCCCGAGGCUGCUCACAGAGCAGUAGACUGUGAGACUCAGGGAUGCCCUUGGUACCUCUCCAAGGAGGAGCUUAGGUCUGUUUGGAUGAGAGUCAAACUUGUGACUGUGAUUAAUGGGGCCACAGGUAAAUCAAGUGUGCAGAAGUAUGAAAGAUUCCAGUGUCAGAACUGGAUGUUCACUGCAGGCUUUGGCUGGAAUGACAUUUCAGUCAUCAGUCUGACUGGAGCAUUCUUUAUCAGCUUGCACUUCAAGGGAGGUGGAAACAGCCAUCCUGCUUGUUGGGCGGACAUCUGCCUGCUCAGAUACCGUGUCUCCCUGAGGAUCCCUCUGGGAGACCUACUGGGCUCCCUGGGCUGGAGACCGGGAGCCCUUGCUCGGCUCGUUUCCCACUCAUUGUGCAACCUCGGCUCUAUCGCUGGACAGGCCUGGCAAGGAAGUGAGGAGGAAGCCAGUGCCACUGCUGGUUCAGAAUGUUCCAGUGUGGUUGGAAAGUUUGAGAAGCGGCUUGGCUUUCAGGAUGGUUCCUACUUGGCUGAGUUCCUGUUGGAGAAGGGCUACGAGGUCCAUGGAAUUGUACGGCGAUCUAGUUCAUUUAAUACAGGGCGAAUUGAACAUCUGUAUAAGAAUCCCCAAGCUCAUACUGAAGGAAACAUGAAGUUGCACUAUGGUGAUCUCACUGACAGUACCUGCCUUGUGAAGAUAAUCAAUGAAGUGAAGCCCACAGAGAUCUACAACCUGGGAGCCCAGAGCCACGUCAAAAUUUCCUUUGACUUAGCUGAGUACACUGCAGAUGUCGAUGGAGUCGGCACUUUGCGGCUUCUGGAUGCAGUGAAGACUUGUGGCCUUAUCAACUCUGUGAAGUUCUACCAGGCCUCCACAAGUGAACUUUAUGGGAAGGUGCAAGAGAUCCCCCAGAAGGAGACCACCCCUUUCUACCCACGGUCACCCUAUGGGGCAGCAAAACUCUAUGCGUAUUGGAUUGUGGUGAACUUCCGGGAGGCAUAUAACCUUUUCGCAGUGAAUGGCAUUCUCUUCAAUCAUGAGAGCCCUAGAAGAGGAGCUAAUUUUGUUACUCGAAAAAUUAGCCGGUCAGUAGCUAAGAUUUACCUUGGACAACUGGAAUGUUUCAGUUUGGGAAAUCUGGAUGCCAAACGAGACUGGGGCCAUGCCAAGGACUAUGUGGAGGCUAUGUGGCUGAUGUUGCAGAAUGAUGAGCCGGAGGACUUUGUCAUCGCUACUGGGGAAGUCCACAGUGUCCGUGAAUUUGUGGAGAGGUCCUUUAUGCACAUCGGCAAAACCAUCGUGUGGGAAGGAAAGAAUGAAAAUGAAGUGGGCAGAUGUAAGGAGACUGGCAAAAUUCACGUGAAGGUGGACCUUAAAUACUACCGACCGACUGAAGUGCCUUUUCUGUCAGUGAUGAAGGGCUGCAGGAAGAUGUCCCCAUGAGGAUAUAUCAGCAUCUCUGUCCCAGCUUACCUCUCCUAUCAUCUGGGUCCUUAGAUCCAGCCAAAGCUUCCACAAGAGGAUGAAGAAGGAGAGGAAGGAGCCCUCCUCUCACACCUGAGACGACCACCCUUCUUACAUCUGAGGCGUCCACAUCCUACCCCUUAUUUUAUGUUGAACCAAAUUACCGACCUCACAUCA